Molecule: messenger RNA, 2733 nt
Organism: Acanthosepion pharaonis
Lineage: Eukaryota; Metazoa; Mollusca; Cephalopoda; Sepiida; Sepiidae
Source: the annotation of a GenBank genome assembly
AUGUUCUUUCUUUCUUUCUUUCUUUCAUUCUUUCUUUCUUUCUUUCUUUCUUUUUUUCUUUCUUUCUUUGUGUCUGUUAUCUUACUUCCAUUAUCUUUGUUUUCUUUCUUUCUUUUUUCUUUCUUUCUUUCUUUCUUUCUUUUUUCUUUCUUUCUUUCUUUUUUCUUUCUUUCUUUCUGUCUUUUACUUUCCUUUUGUCUGUUAUAUUACUUCCAUGAGCUUUGUUUUCUUUCUUUCUUUCUUUCUUUCUUUCUUUCUUUCUUUCUUUCUUUCUUUCGCAUUCUUUCUUUCUUCGUUUUACUCUUCAUGAUUUACUCUUAUCUUUUUCUUUCUUUUGACUUUUCUUCUCUUUUCUUUCUUUUUGCUUUCCCUUCCUUUCUUCAUUUCCCUUUUUCUUUCUUUCUUUCUUUCUUUCUUUCUUUCUUUCUUAAUGCUUACGUAUUCUUUUUCUUUUUACUUUUCUUUCUUUCUUUUUCUUUAUUCUCUCUUUUUUCUUUCUUUCUUUAUUCUUUUUUUCUUAAUGCUUAUAUAUUGUUUUCUUAUUUUAUUUUACUUCCCUUUCUUUCAUUCUUUCUUUCUUUCUUUCUUUGUAUCUGUUAUCUUACUUCCAUUAUCUUUGUUUUCUUUUGUUCUUUCUUUCUUUCUUUCUUUCUUUCUUUCUUUCGUAUUCUUUCUUUCUUUCUUCGUUUUACUCUCCUCUUUUCUUUUAUCGUCCUUUCUUUUCGCUGUUUUUCUUUUUCAUCUUUCUAUACAGUCAUGAUUUACUCUUAUCUUUUUCUUUCUCUUGACUUUUUCUUCUCUUUUAUUUCUUUUUGCUUUCCCUUCCUUUCUUCAUUUCCCUUUUUAUUUCCUUCUUUUUUCUUUCUUUCUUUCUUUCUUUCUUUCUUUCUUGUUCUCUCUGCCUCCUCCGAUAUUUUUGUAUCUAUCUAUCUCUCUGUGACCACUUCCAGCUUAGUGAAUGUGAUAUAUCUAUAUUUAAUAUUUUCAUAUUUUCCGGGUAGGAGUCUAUCUAUCUAUCUAUCUAUCUAUCUAUCUAUCUAUCUCAGUCGGUUCAUUAUCUAUCUAUCUAUCUAUCUAUCUAUCUAUCUAUCUAUCUAUCUAUCUAUCUAUCUAUCUCAAUCGGUUCAUUAUCUAUCUAUCUAUCUAUCUAUCUAUCUAUCUAUCUAUCUAUCUCAGUCGGUUCAUUAUCUCUCUAUCUAUCUAUCUAUCUAUCUAUCUAUCUAUCUAUCUAUUAACGAAGCUAAGCUUAGUCUGAUGCACAUUCAUGUCUAUCUUUUUUUUUUUUUGUCUUUCCUCCUUUCUUUCUUUCUUUCUUUCUUUAUCUUUCUUUUCUUUCUAAUUUAUCUUUCUUUCUUUCUUUCUUUCUUUUCUUUCUUUCUUUCUUUCUUUCUUUCUUUCUUUCUUUUCUUCUAUCUAUCUAUCUAUCUAUCUAUCUAUCUAUCUAUCUAUCUAUCUAUCUCUUCUCCCUGUUUUCAUUUCAAUUUCCCCUUCUACGGUAACUCUUUCGCUAUUUUCUUCAUGCCCCCCGCCAACUUUUUUUCUUCUUCUUUUUGUCUCACUUUAAUGCCGCAUCUUCUGCGUUAUUUUCCUCUUAAUUUCUUUUCUCCUGUCCGGGAGGCUUACGACUAUCGAGUUUUUCUUUCUUUGAUCCUUUCUGUCCAGUCUUCUUUUGGUUCUAUUUCUUUCUUUUGUGAUUCUUUCGUUAUCUUUGCUUCCGGUAGAUUUCUUUUCCUUCUUUCUUUCCUUACGUCACUUUUUUUUAAUUUCUUUUAUUUUUGCAAUUUUUCUUAUUUUCUUUGUUUUCAUUUUUUUUUAUUAUCUCUAUUUGUUUGUUUCUUUCUUUCUUUCUUUCUUUCAAUUUUUCAUUCUAAGAUUAAUUUAUUUCCUUUUCUCCUUUCCAACCUUCCUUUCUUCCAUUCUUCAUUUCUUUUUCUUCUUUCUUCUUCAUGUCUCCUGUUUUUUUUUUUUUUUUUUUUUGUUUCUAAUCAUUCCGUCGUUUCCAUUUUCUUCAUUUCUUCUUUGUUUUUCUUCUCCUUCCUUUCUUUCCUUCCAUUGCUUCAUCUCAAUCUUAUUUUAUUUAUUCUUAACCUUCCCUUCCUUAUUUUUUUCAUUCCUUGUAUUCUACCAUUGUUUCUUCCAAUUCAUUUUUAUUUCUUCUAUUUUUCUCCUUUCUUUAAAUAUUUUUCGUUUCUUUUAUUACUUCCUUUUCUUCUUUUUAAAAUUACCUCCCUUCGUUCUCCAUUUUUUUUUUUGUUGCUAUUUUUAUUUCUUCUAUCAUUUGUUUCUUUCAUUCUGACUAUCCUUUCUAAAGUUAUUAUUUAUUUUCCUUUCUUUGAUUCUUUCUUUUCUAACUUACCUUUUACGAUCUAUUUUUCGUUUCUUUCUUUGCUUUCCUUACUUUUAUUUUAUUCUUCCGAUCUCGGCUUUCAUGUGCUUCCUUCUCUCGUCUAUAUCUAUUUAUUUAUUUUCUUUCUUUCUUUCUUUCUUUCAUUCUUUCUUUCAAUUCGCUCUGUCUUUCCUUCUUUUCUUUAUGCUUCACUCAAUAUUCCUUCCCUGUAUUUCUUCUCGUCCUUUCUUAUCUCUUUCUUUUGUUUUUCAUUCUCUUUCACGCUUUUGUUGUCUUUUCUACAUCUUAAAUUUCUCUCUCUCUCUUUCUCUCUCUCUCUCUCUCUUUCUUUUUCCUCUCCCACUAUUUCCUUUUCAUGUUUUUUUUUAUUUGAAUAUCUUCUUUAA